AUGCAACUCUCACCCCUCGCAAACCCAUUGGCAACCGUCGCCCAGCUCGAAACCUCCGGCUCCCAACUCGAUGGCAUCCCACCCGCUCUCGAAGACUCCGUCCGCUUCGCCGGCGCGCGCCUCACCCAAGCAGCAGGCAUCCUGCUGCGCCUCCCGCAAGAAGUAAUCGCACAAGCCAUCGUAGUCUUCAUGCGCUUCUGGCUCGGCCCCGAAGGCGGCAGUCUCGCUGAAUUCGGCGCAGAACAAGUCUCAGCCGCGUCGCUGUACCUCACCACGAAGCUCUCUGCGUAUCCAAAGUCUGCGCGGAGUCUUGUGAAUGUAUACGCGUAUCUGGAUUCGCUGCCGGUGACAUACUUCGAUAUGGAACAGCUUCAGAAAACGGGCGAAGAUACAAAGGGAUACUACGUCAGCGAGGGGACAUACGAGCGCCGUCGCGCAACGCUGUUUACAACCGAACAACGCAUCCUACGUACCCUCGGCUUCAAUACGCACGUCCAACACCCAUACACGCUUUGUAUAACAUACAUGCAAGCCCUCGACAUCUUCACGCACCCGCGCGCGUCCGAAUUAGCGAAACGCGCGAUUGCACAUCUCAAUACCGCAUUGUUGAGUCCGCAAUGCCUGUACCUGACGCACCAGCCGACGGAGCUGGCGACAGCGAGUAUAUAUCUUGCGGCAAGGGAGACGGGGAUUAAGAUGCCGGAGUGUGAGUGGUGGGAGGUGUUUGAUACGGAUAGAGAGGUACUGGGUUUCCUGUGCGUGGGGCUGUUGAGUUUGGAGGGCUGGGUGAAUGAGGAGCGGAAGAGGUGGGAGGGACGAAGGGUUCCGAUGAGUGUAGAGGGAGUGGAGAGGGAGGUUAGGUGGAGGAAGGAGGAGGAGGCUGACACUUGA
Messenger RNA from Alternaria rosae, 891 nucleotides. Its product is annotated as cyclin-like protein. Gene Ontology annotation, molecular function: cyclin-dependent protein serine/threonine kinase regulator activity. NCBI's taxonomy places the organism in Eukaryota, Fungi, Ascomycota, Dothideomycetes, Pleosporales, Pleosporaceae. The transcript has a single exon. Gene Ontology annotation, cellular component: nucleus. The coding region runs from base 1 to 891 and encodes 296 amino acids. Gene Ontology annotation, biological process: regulation of transcription by RNA polymerase II. The record is from RefSeq and is a predicted model, not a curated record.